Saccoglossus kowalevskii is the source of this 2044-nucleotide messenger RNA. RefSeq names its product F-box-like/WD repeat-containing protein TBL1XR1. NCBI's taxonomy places the organism in Eukaryota, Metazoa, Hemichordata, Enteropneusta, Harrimaniidae. The record is from RefSeq and is a predicted model, not a curated record. Gene Ontology annotation, molecular function: protein binding; transcription corepressor activity. Gene Ontology annotation, cellular component: histone deacetylase complex. Gene Ontology annotation, biological process: regulation of transcription by RNA polymerase II.
CACCCCGAGAACUUGCGAAAACCUUGUGCGAUUUGAAUACGAGAUUGUACCACCGUACUCUCCAAAUUAGGAGCGGUAUCCAUCCAUAAUCGACGCCGAACAAUUCCAGGAUUUGAUUGGUGUCGUUUGUUGCGAGAUUCGUUGGAUCUGUCGGCGGUUCGCUGAGUUAUAAUUUUGGUCAUUGUUGUUUGAGCACAGCGUGUUGAGUUCCGUUGAUAAUACUUUAGGAUUUGUGAGUUGUAUUGCGGUGAUACAUGUUUGAUAUCCUUAUGGUUGGGUUCAAGUAUAGAACAGUAUGAGUAUUAGCAGUGAUGAGGUUAAUUUCUUGGUUUAUAGAUACCUUCAAGAAUCCGGUUUUUCGCAUUCAGCAUUUACAUUUGGUAUAGAAAGUCAUAUUAGUCAGUCUAAUAUAAAUGGUGCUCUAGUACCGCCGGCAGCACUCAUCUCAAUCAUACAGAAAGGUCUCCAAUAUGUAGAAGCAGAAAUUAGUAUUAAUGAGGAUGGUACAGUUAUAGAUAACAGGGCAUUGGAAUCACUAUCAUUAAUUGAUGCAGUAAUGCCAGAUGUUAUCUCAACAAAAAAAGCAGAAGUUAAAGCACAAGCUGUUACCGUGACAACACAACCACAGAAUAAUGAAAAUCCUAAAGUGGAUGGAACAAGUACAAAUACGAAUGGAGAUGAUACGAUAGGAAAUUCAUUAGGAGUAAACCACACAGAAGCAAUGGAAGUUGAUGGAGGAAUAGAAAUCCCAACGAAUAAAGCUACAGUUUUAAGGGGACAUGAAUCUGAAGUCUUCAUUUGUGCCUGGAAUCCUAAGAAUGAUCUUUUAGCUUCAGGGUCAGGUGACUCAACAGCAAGAAUAUGGAAUUUAAAUGAUAAUCCUACUGGUCCAAAUCAAUUAGUAUUAAGACAUUGUAUCAGGGAAGGCGGACAGGAAGUGCCGAGUAAUAAAGAUGUAACCUCAUUAGAUUGGAAUAGUGAAGGAUCAUUAUUAGCUACUGGAUCAUACGAUGGUUUUGCCAGGAUAUGGUCAACAGAUGGUAGACAAGUAACUACAUUAGGGCAGCAUAAAGGUCCUAUAUUUGCUCUCAAAUGGAAUAAGAAGGGCAAUUAUAUUCUUAGUGCAGGUGUUGAUAAAACUACUAUUAUAUGGGAUGCACACUCAGGGGACUGUAAACAACAAUUUCCGUUCCAUUCUGCACCAGCAUUAGAUGUAGACUGGCAGUCCAAUAUUAGUUUUGCAUCGUGUUCCACAGAUCAAUGUAUACAUGUUUGUAAAUUGGGAGUGGAGAAACCAAUAAAGACAUUCCAAGGACAUACAAAUGAAGUUAAUGCUAUUAAAUGGGACCCAACUGGUUCGCUCCUUGCAUCAUGUUCAGAUGAUAUGACAUUGAAGAUUUGGUCAAUGAAACAAGAUAGUUGUAUACAUGAUCUACAAGCACAUAAUAAAGAAAUAUAUACAAUAAAAUGGAGUCCCACGGGUCCUGGUACAGAUUAUCCUAAUCAAUCACUUAUGUUAGCUAGUGCUUCAUUUGAUUCCACAGUACGGUUAUGGGAAGUAGAGAGGGGUAUUUGUAUUCAUACGCUAACAAGGCAUCAGGAACCUGUGUACAGUGUAGCAUUUAGUCCUGAUGGCAAAUAUUUAGCUAGUGGUUCAUUUGAUAAGUGUGUUCACAUAUGGUCCACACAGACUGGUAGUCUUGUACAUAGUUAUCGUGGUACUGGUGGAAUUUUUGAAGUUUGUUGGAAUUCUAGGGGAGAUAAAGUUGGUGCCAGUGCAUCUGAUGUUCAGUAUGUGUUCUUGAUCUUCGGAAGUGACAAUGCUGCAUCUAGACUAGUAUUCAUAUUUUAAGUUUAUUUUUUCCCACAAUUGUAUACAUUUGCUUAGAUUCGGCCAUUUUUGCCUCUACAUAUUUAGCUCCGCUGUCGACUUUGUCGAGCGGAGCUUAUCAUAUGAGUGAUUGUCCGUCGUCGUCGUCCGUCGUCGUCGUCCGUCGUCCGUGUCAAUGUUUUACUUUUUCGACUUCUUCUUGAAAACUACAAG